GCCCAGAAACGCUUAAUAAAUAUUCCAACACGCACUGUGAGCACGUAGCCUUUCCUGCCCUGCCCGAGAGAAUCGGCUUUGCACAACAUGUAUGACUUUUGCUUUUCGCCCAUUUACUCGGUCUUCCUGGCCCUAGCGGGUGCCUACAUCUACUUCACCACCGGUAGCAAGGCCUCGUUCGGUGGUGCUGUCGGAGCGGCUGUCAUUCUCGGAGGCCUGGCUUACGGCUCGCUCAAGUACUACAUCAAGCAUAAAGCCGUCUGCAAGCCGACGGUGUUCCUCAGCCUCGUGGUCGCCGCUGGCCUGACCAGCAUGAUGUACAGGCGGUUCGAGAAGACGCACUCGGUACCCGCGGCCGCCAUCGGCGUGGUCAGCGGCGGCAUGGCGCUCUUCUACGCCUGGAGCAUCUCGCCGCUGGGCCCCAAGCCCGCCGCGCACGGCAAGGCGCACUAGGCUGACAUGGCUAGCCUGAGGUAGUUAGGAGGUCGUAAGAGCGGAGUACAAGAUAAGUGUGGUAUGACGUGAUCAAUGGAAGGAGGGGGUUGCAUCGGUUGGACGGACAGCAAGCGGUUGCAUGAUGGAUUGGCGGAAGGGAAGCGCGGGAACGGAUUUGGGUGUGGCACGCCAAUGUCCAUAAUCGGUGUGCGCGAGCAGCCUGCGUCACAGUAAGAAUUUAAUACUCGGGUCGCUAUCGCUGUACAAACGGUGGCGUCUCUUGUCACGCAAGUAAAAAUGCAAGCAG
This is a messenger RNA of Chlamydomonas reinhardtii, 742 nucleotides long. RefSeq lists its product as uncharacterized. The coding region runs from base 88 to 453 and encodes 121 amino acids. The record is from RefSeq and is a predicted model, not a curated record. The transcript is spliced from 3 exons. Lineage: Eukaryota; Viridiplantae; Chlorophyta; Chlorophyceae; Chlamydomonadales; Chlamydomonadaceae. Gene Ontology annotation, cellular component: membrane.